AUGCAGGCACUAGAACUUCCUAGCAUGGCUCGCAAACGCAAAAGCAAUGUCGGCGCGACAGAGGAAUACUUGUGGCGACCGGAAGACCUGGCCUACGUGAAGUGGAUGAAUGCGGAACUUGCAUCAGGGAGACCUACCACGAAGCCCCUUCGUAACGUCCAUGCCACCGGCUCAACGCCAGCGCAAUCGACCGUCAAUCCGCAUCGCACUCAAGGUCCACACGUGACCGACUACGACACUGACGAGGAUUUUCCGGAGAAGGACUCUGAGGACGAGGAUCUGGAGCAAGGGUCGGACGGGGAACAUCCCGUUGCUGCAUGGCAUGGGGACGUUCAGUACAACGGUCCGGCUGAGCAGACCGCGAACGCCACCCACGCUGUUCGGGACGGGGCUGAUCCGAGCCCACACGCCAGGGCAAAGCGUAACGGCAAGGCUAAAGCACAGCCAGAGUCGCCUAACGAGACGUCAGUGAGCGGCAUUGCGCAGAAAGGCCAACGGUUGGAGUGGUCACCCAAGGAGUCGACCGUUCUCGUGGCCGCGCGGUGGUUUACGAAGGACGAGCUGCAACAGAUGACGGGCAAGCAGGGGUCGCAGUAUUGGCUCCGGCUAAUCGAGCGUAUCAAACUGCAACACCCUGAUUGGAGUCGGAACGCCUUAGCAUGCACUAACCAGUGGAAGCGGUUGAAGGCGUUGUGGAAGCAAAUCGACAAGGGCGACUCCGCUUCGGGUGGGGGGACGGUGAUUAAGCCACCGUGGUGGGAGUGGAUGGUGCUUUUUUAUAAGGAUACGGCAGCUGCAGAGCCUCACGCCCUUGACGGCGGCGGUGCGGUUAAGGUCAAUGUUGACCCGGGUGUGAAAGUCGUCACGCCCUCGAAGACCGAUGCUACGGGCACCACGGAAGUGCGUCGCACCCCACCUAGUGCUCGUCGUAGGGUCCACGAGACGGCAACCAUGGCGGUCGCCCAGCUCUUAUCCGACACUCUCAAGCAGUGCUCGGCUGAUGGCGUGGCGCAGAUAACUGGGGUGAUUCGGGAGUGGAUGGCGACGCAGCAGUCGCAGACCAGUCGCCCCCUUCACUUCUCGGGAUCCCGCCACGGCGACGAUGACAGCUGGCAUUACAACCGUGAGGGCAGCGAGGGCAACACCAAUGCUGACCUCAGUGACGGGGUUGAAGAGUGGCGUCGCGGCGACGACGCUUAA
Molecule: messenger RNA, 1200 nt
Organism: Closterium sp. NIES-65
Lineage: Eukaryota; Viridiplantae; Streptophyta; Zygnematophyceae; Desmidiales; Closteriaceae
Source: the annotation of a GenBank genome assembly